UUUUCUAUCAAAAAACACAUCUUUUCAGAUAAACCCAAACCCCAAAAGAAGAGGGAAAAUCAUCAGAAGAAUCCAAAGAUUUCAUAGUUAUUGCAAUGGAGAUCUCAUCGCUUUCUCUCUCAUCUGUCACUAGACCCGCUCAUUCAUCGUCAAUCCCUUUCUCUUUUUCUUCUUCAUCGUCUUCGUUUUACGGUAAGACCCGAAUCGGGUCUGUCUCCCUUGUUUCGGCUCGACCCGGAACUCGGAUCCUGACCCGGAAUCUGCGGUCGAAGAAGGGUUUCACUUGUUAUGCUCUGUUCGGUCUAGGUGUGCCGGAGUUGGUUGUUAUUGCAGGCGUUGCUGCUUUGGUCUUUGGGCCUAAGAAGUUGCCUGAGGUGGGAAGGAGCAUCGGGAAGACUGUCAGGAGCUUUCAAGAGGCGGCAAAGGAAUUUGAAUCGGAGCUGAAGAAGGAACCGGCGGAGGCUCUUGCUGAUGGCGAAGGUGACAAGCCCAAGGCAGUAAGCAACGACCAGAGACAAGAAGGAGCUCCCAGCUCCAAGGAGACAGAAUAACUCCCUUUCAAGCAUAUAUAUAUAUAUAUAUAUAUAUAUAUAUAUAUAUCGUAUAUGUAUAUGUAUAUAUGAGCAUAUUGUUGUCUUGCUUAGUAACUUCUUGAACAUCAGUGCUGAGGUGAAAAUGUUGGUGGAGAGUAAGGUUCUGAGAGUGGUUUCAUCUUCUUCAAAAUCCAUUUCGCUUUACUUGUUCCA
Molecule: messenger RNA, 746 nt
Organism: Tarenaya hassleriana
Lineage: Eukaryota; Viridiplantae; Streptophyta; Magnoliopsida; Brassicales; Cleomaceae
Product: sec-independent protein translocase protein TATA, chloroplastic-like
Exons: 2
Coding region: 96-551 (151 amino acids)
Biological process (GO): protein transport by the Tat complex
Cellular component (GO): membrane
Source: RefSeq, a predicted model, not a curated record